This is a messenger RNA of Trichechus manatus latirostris (Florida manatee), 744 nucleotides long. RefSeq names its product O-6-methylguanine-DNA methyltransferase (gene MGMT). Gene Ontology annotation, molecular function: methylated-DNA-[protein]-cysteine S-methyltransferase activity. The record is from RefSeq and is a predicted model, not a curated record. NCBI's taxonomy places the organism in Eukaryota, Metazoa, Chordata, Mammalia, Sirenia, Trichechidae. Gene Ontology annotation, biological process: DNA repair. The coding region runs from base 63 to 662 and encodes 199 amino acids. The transcript is spliced from 5 exons. Gene Ontology annotation, cellular component: nucleus.
UGUGUGCGUCCAGCGUGCGCGGUUUCUCUGGUGGGCGCUUUGGCAGUGCGGUACUCAGGAGAAUGGAGAAGACCUGUGAAAUGAAAUACAAAAUCAUGGACAGCCCUUUGGGGAAGGUAGAGAUGUCUGGUUGUGAGAGCGGGCUGCACGGGAUAAAGCUGCUUGGCCAGAAGAGUCCAGGAGCCCACCCCAGUGUGGCCACAGCGUCUCUCGAGGAAACAGCGGAGCCGCUGACCCAGUGUGCAGCCUGGCUGGAGGCCUAUUUCCAGGAUCCCGCGGCCGUCGAAGGGCUCCCCUUGCCUGCUCUCCACCACCCCAUCUUCCAACGAGACUCCUUCACCAGACAGGUGUUAUGGAAGCUGCUGAAGGCUGUCAAAGUCGGAGAGGUGGUUUCUUACCAGCAGUUAGCGGCCCUGGCGGGCAACCCCAGAGCAGCGCGGGCAGUGGGCGGCGCCAUGAGGAACAACCCGGUCCCCAUCCUCAUCCCGUGCCACAGAGUGAUCAGCAGCAGUGGCGCUGUGGGCAACUACUCCGGAGGGCUGGCCGUGAAGCAGUGGCUGCUGGCCCAUGAGGGUGGCCAGGUGGGGGCCGACCUGUUGGGGGCACGGGCGCAGCUGAAGGCGGGCACUGCGCACCAGGAGGUGCCAGCUGAAGCAAAGUAAAUAUCUGAGAGGCACGGAGGCGCAGCUCUGCAUCGGCACCAGAGCAUGGCAGCCCACUGCAUUAAAAGCCCAGUGUCCUGGG